GGUUGUGCUGUAAUUCACUUUUUGGGGCUAUUUCCCUUUCCCCUUAUGUCUUGCUUGCACCUUUGCUUACUUGUGCAAUUAUUGUGGUAAGGGAUAAUAAACGUCUUCUCUAUCCUUUUUUUGAAACUUAGUGCUAAUGUUCUCAUGUGCCCACAAACUAGGCAGGGAAGAGAACGGGGGAAAUUUAAAGGUUAUGCAAAAGGCUGAGAGUGGUCCAUUCCAGCUCACUGUGUGGCAAUGACCGAGCAAGUAGCAGAGGAGGUUAUCAAUCUCUCCGCUUGCGAGGGACCUUCCAAUAGUGUUGCAGCCUGGCGAGAUCCUCGAGUUGCUCCAAUCAUCACUAUCUCUGACGACUCAGAUUCUGAUUCGACUGAUGAUCAAGUAGUUCUGCUCAGUAAGGAGCAACAUCACAAGGCCCGACCUGCUCUUAUUGAGUCCCCAGCAAGGCAGCCGCGGCCUUCCAUCAUCAUCCGUCCGGCGUCCGAGUGGCUAAGUGUAGACCUGCUGAGGGACGAUGGUGAAGUUACUAGAGAUUUUCAUUUGCAGGAGGGGAAGGUCUCGGCUCGAAGUAAACUUUUAGAAACUGUGGAGGUGAAAGAAGAGCCUGAGCCGGACCCUCCUCAGCCGGCUCCUGCAGAGGAGGGGGCUGCCUGGGCUGAUGAACAUCAAGUGCAGGGAUGGAACGCAGAGCAGCGCGAGGUGGGGGCUGCAGCUGCAGAUCAGCUGAUGCAGCCUCUUGAGGCCCAAGUGAUUGAACUUGAGCUGCCGGACGUUGCCCAUUCUGCAGGAGGACUGGAACAGGACGAAGCUCCUGCGAAUUUGGUGAGGAGGCCAGAACCAGUUUUACUGCAAGAUAUUUUACCAGAAGCUGCAGACGAAAGGAUUCCACCAGCAAAUGUUGAUCCUCCCGGGCAGGCACCGCUUGGAGAAGACUUGUUAGACCAGUCUGUAAUAGACGUGGAACAUCUGGAAGGAGCUGUUGGUGUAGAUAAAGAACUUGUAAAGAAACUUGUGAACGAAACGAUAAACCUCUUCCCUGAUAUUCUGGGAGAGUUUGUCGAAGAGCUGAUUGUGGCAAAUAACUUCUGGGAAUUAAAUGUCCUGUGUAACCAUCUCCUUGAAUACCCCGAUUAUCCGAAGCAAGGUGUCAUUCUCACACGCAAUAGCAGCUUGCUUGAAAGCAAUGUAGAGGAACCCAAGGUGGAUUUUUUCGAUUUUUCAAAGCUGGUUCCAGUGAAUCAUCAAUGCUAUCUUCAGGCUUCUGACCUCCUGAUGGCAGAUUUUAAAAUGUUGAACAGCCAAGACAUCAAAUGGGCUUUACACGAGCUCAAGGGACACUAUGCAAUCACCCGCAAGGCCUUAUCAGAUGCCAUUAAGCAAUGGCAGGAGAACUCACCACAGUCCAAUCAGAAAAAAAGCAAACAGAAAGAAAUGAACUCCCUUAAUUCAAUCAGUUUCAGAUUUGAACAAGGUGCCUUUAAAAUAGAGAGACAAAUGCGUUUUUUAGAACAUAAAAGACGACACUGGCGAUCGUAUGAUCAGGAUCACAUUCACCCACUCGUGCGGGAGGAACUUGAGGUCUUCCAUCAGAAGAUGAAAGAGAUGGAAGAGUAUGCGGAUUUUCAGCUUGCUAUGCAAAUGAAUGAAGAACAAUAUCAAAAGGAUGGGCAGCUGAUAGAGUGUGGCUGCUGUUAUGGAGAAUUUGCCUUUGAGGAGUUGACUCAAUGCAGCGACGGUCACCUCUUCUGUAAAGAAUGCCUCGUGAGAUACGCUCAGGAGGCAGUCUUUGGAGCUGGCAAGUCCCAGCUGAGCUGCAUGGAAAGUGGCUGUACCUGCACAUUCCUCAACAGUGAACUGGAGAAGGUGCUGCCCGAGAACAUACUAUGCAAAUACUACGAGCGACAAGCCGAGGAAGCCAUUGCCACCGCCUGUCUUGAUGAGCUUGUGAGGUGCCCGUUCUGUAACUUCCCGGCACUGUUGGAUGUAGACGUGAAUAUGUUCAGCUGCCCCAACCCUCGCUGUCGAAAGGAAAGCUGCAGGAAAUGCCAGGUGCUGUGGAAGGACCAUAUUGGGUUGUCAUGCGAGCAGGUGGUUGAAAAGGAUGAAAUCAAAUUCAGGACCUCAUUCGAGGAGAAGAUGACAGCGGCAGCGAUCAGGAAGUGCCAUAAAUGUGCCACAGGCCUAAUCAAAUCAGAAGGCUGCAAUCGGAUGUCAUGCCGCUGUGGAUCACAGAUGUGCUACCUCUGCCGGGCCGCCAUAAAUGGGUAUGAUCACUUCUGCCAACACCCUCGCUCACCGGGGGCACCUUGCCGUUUGUGCAAGAACUGCUCCUUGUGGACAGAUCCUAAGGAAGAUGAUGAGAGACUGAUAAAGGAAAUUCAAAAUCAAGCUGAAAGUGAACAAAAGAAAAGAAUUGGAGAGCAAGCUGUAAAAAGGAUUGGGCCUCCACCUGAAGAUCCUCCAGCCAAGACUUCUAGGCUGGGAGAGGGUGUCCAAGCGAUGCCUCCUGGAGUCAUUUUCAACCGAAAUGAUCUUCCUCGUCCGGCACCUGUGAUUCCCGAUUUCCCUCCAGUUCCCCCUCAUUUCCAGGUGGCUUUCCCCCCUCCACCCUAUUUCCAUUUCAACUUUGAUCCUUUGCGACACAUCAAUAUUGAGCACGAGUACCCCAUGCACUUUGGUCCACAGCCCUACCAUCAUCACGAUCACCACCGCGGCCAUCAUCACCACCGCGACCAUCACCACCACCGUGAUCGCGACCAUCACCACAAUCACCACGAUCAGGACCGCGACCAUCAUCACCAUCACCAUCAUCCUCCUCCUCCUCCUCCUUAUAGGCCUCAUGGACAUCCAAACGGCCCACCAAUUUACCAACGGCGCUAGGAAUGAUUUAUGUUCAACAAUAACCUUGUACCUAGGCCAGAGCAGCAUAACAUUUAAUGACCAGCAACUGAGCUGUUGACUUUGUUUGAAGCCAAAGAGAUCUUUGGUGUUUGUUUGAUGAACGUUUAAAUAAAAGAUGCAGAUUUACUGUAAAUAAUGUUUAAAUAAAACCUUACUUUUUUUUCCACUUGCAAA
Callorhinchus milii (elephant shark) is the source of this 3075-nucleotide messenger RNA. It is a transcript of the gene rnf216, whose product is annotated as ring finger protein 216. Gene Ontology annotation, molecular function: zinc ion binding. Lineage: Eukaryota; Metazoa; Chordata; Chondrichthyes; Chimaeriformes; Callorhinchidae. Bases 238 to 2880 code for a protein of 880 amino acids. The record is from RefSeq and is a predicted model, not a curated record. The transcript has 17 exons.